AUGGGAGUGCGAAUUCACGCCACCACCUCUGCCCUGGUGUACUUCAUCCAGCUUCCUGGGGCAAGAUGUGAAGAGAACUGUGUCAAUCCUGAACAUUGCCUGACCACAGACUGGGUACAUCUCUGGUAUAUAUGGUUGCUGGUGGUGAUUGGUGCGCUGCUUCUCCUGUGCGGCCUGACUUCAGUGUGCUUGCGCUGCUGCUGUCUGAGUCACCAGCAAAAUGGGGAAGACCGGGGCCCACCACCCUUCGAAGUGACAGUCAUCGCUUUUGAUCAUGACAGCACUCUCCAAAGCACCAUCACUUCCCUGCAGUCAGUGUUCGGCCCUGCAGCUCGAAGAAUCCUGGCUGUAGCUCAUUCCCACAGCUCCCUGGGCCAGUUGUCUUCCUCUUUGGACACCCUCCCAGGAUAUGAAGAAGCUCUUCACAUGAGUCGCUUCACCGUAGGAACGUGUGGGCAGAAAGCAUCUGAGCUACCCCCAGUGCCAGAGGAAAAGCAGCUGACUCCAAGGGAAGAGUCUCCUCGAAUAGAACAUUCUUCUAGUUGACGGGAACUUUGGUUUUAUUAACGGGCGCAGGGAUAUCUCCAGAGCCUGUAGAGAUCCACAGACCUGUGGGACAUUUCCUUUUCUAACUUUCAGAAGGUUUAGGAUGGCAUCUAAACAUCAUUCUGUGAAAAAGAUGGGUUAUCACUCUUCAUUCCCAACCACGUAUCUUUUCUCUUUUCAAAUGUUCUCAUCAGGAACUCACAGUCAUUGUCCAAUGGCCAAAAUUUGCAGCUAACCUUUAACCGAGCUGAUUACUGUCACACCAAGAAAGCAUCAAAGGCGUCUCAGAUACCUUCCUCUAUGCCGUGCGUAUGAAGCACAUUUACCCUUGUGAUGCUGCAAGUUGCUUCUCUCUCUACCGGCUAACAGAUAGUGGUACACCUCAGGAGAAGGACCGCAGUGUAGGUCCAACCAGCAACAGGAAUGCACCGACUCCAUAUGCCCUUCCUCCGGAGAGAACAGCCAACUUGACGCUGAAUGGGAAUGAUCAUCUCGGACAUCAUAUAAUACCCAAGUGGACAUCCAGAAUCCGGGGUGAGAUGGCCUCU
This is a messenger RNA of Trichechus manatus latirostris (Florida manatee), 1094 nucleotides long. RefSeq names its product transmembrane protein 52B (gene TMEM52B). The record is from RefSeq and is a predicted model, not a curated record. NCBI's taxonomy places the organism in Eukaryota, Metazoa, Chordata, Mammalia, Sirenia, Trichechidae. Bases 1 to 546 code for a protein of 181 amino acids. The transcript has 5 exons.